Botrytis porri is the source of this 2164-nucleotide messenger RNA. RefSeq lists its product as uncharacterized. The coding region runs from base 158 to 2164 and encodes 668 amino acids. NCBI's taxonomy places the organism in Eukaryota, Fungi, Ascomycota, Leotiomycetes, Helotiales, Sclerotiniaceae. The transcript has 4 exons. The record is from RefSeq and is a predicted model, not a curated record.
GAGCAGCGACGACAACAAACGGAUACUCAUAACCUAAUCCUACAGUACCUAUCAAAGCAGUGCCCUUUACUAUUUAGCAAGGGAGCAGAUACGUCUAUAUUUCACGAUUUGAAACUUUCCCUUUAAAUUCAAACAUUAUUGCUCAUCAACUGGCAAGAUGGUAGGUGUGAAAACAUGGACUGAUGACGGGAUUUGGUUUGUUCUCCUGGCAUCCAAAAUCCUUUCCCCGUCUUCCGCCAAAAAAAUUAAACCAGGCAGAUUCUUCACAGAUGAAGCAAUUGGACUUCUUUGCAAGAAAAUGUUAAGGAUUUGCGACAUGCACCAAAUGCAGCGAGCGUUAGAUAUGCUCGUACUCAGAAACCGGAAAGUUCUAGAAAUAAUUGAGCGACUACGCGGUUCAAUUUCCCAAGCUCAAGACAGCACAAUUGAAAACAUGCUCGAUAAUUCGCGGGAUGGCACUACGGCUUCCCAAAGACGAAGCCACUCAAGAAGCUCUAGUAAUACUAGUGCGAAUACGAUGUCACCAAUGUCAAUGAGCAGUCCUCUCACUCAGUCACAACCUAGAAGAAGCGGUAAUUGGAACAGGAGUGAAGCUCGUCAAUUCAAUCCGAACAGACUUCAAACCAUGAGCAUGAGUGCAAAUGGACCAUUCGAUAAGUCAUAUGGACGAGGUCAUGAAAAUAAUUUUCUGCCAGCAACUACCAACCAACAACAUCAACAACAUGGAAGAGGUUCACUUGGAACUGGAAGUCACCAACAACAGCCUAGACAGGUACACUCUGCAACGACUAGAUCAAAUCCAUUGUGGUAUCUUGGUGCCGAAAAUUCAUCUUCAAGGAGACAAACAAUGGGCAACGUCCAGGGAAUGGAUGCUUACAUGCAGAAUGGCGGUAGCAUCCCGGGGAAUUCGCAACAUACAUCAUCAGGUAGUAUGUAUCAAAGUUAUGGCAAUCAAAUGGGCCCAGACACAGCCCAAAUUCAGUUUUACGGCCAUGCAAUGCCUAUGGAUCCGUCAUACGCAACAAAUUACGAAAACUAUGCACAAGGCUUACCGGGCCUGGGUAUAAAUGGAAUGCCAAUGCCAACAGGUCCGGCUGAUGUUGGAAGUUCUUCUUAUCCAUAUGAUACACCUUCGUAUGGCCAGUUCAAUGCAGGCAUGAUGCCACAAAAUCAACACUUCGAUGGGGAAACAUCGUCGCAAACUGGAUUACCGUAUAAUCAGUACUCUCCACAACAGCAAUACAGUAUCGAAUAUCCCUUCCCAUCAUCAAACAUUGAUUUUGACGGUAUGGAAAUUAUGCCUCAAAGACCUCACGGUCUCUCACAAGCCACAAUGAAUGAUUCCAACUUCGCCAACUUUUCAUCCCUUGGUCUUGCAAAAUCCAUAUUCAGUAGUCCUAGUGACAUGAGUGGAUCAAGUAAUGGUUUUAUUGAGUCUCUUGACAACCAAUCCAAGUCAAACGACCUUGAAAACCAAGGGGGUUUUUCCCAUCAGGCUAGAUUCAUGUCUCAAGAACCACAACAGUCUAUCAGCGCAGAAAAAGGAAAGAAAAGAAGCAUUGACGAGGCCGAGAUAUCCGAUAUCAAUUUUGAUGGGUACUGUGAGAGGCAAAAGAAAAAGCACAAUAGCGAGGAUAAUGUUUGCUCUAGACAACCAAAGUCCAAUGGCCAAAAUGCAAGAUAUGAGCAGGGAUUGUCUGAACCACAAACAGACGACACUCAAGAAUUUUUUAUUGCUGCUUCAAGCGGUAGUCCGAUUGAUUCCUCUGCUAUUGCUCUCGACAUCACUCCAGGCGCUGUUGUAGUUGCUGGGGUUGGCUCGGCUGCACACAGUUCAGAUGAAGCUGAGUCAUCUCCCAUCUCUACGAACUUGACCGCCGAUUUGGAUCAUUCAACAAACACCAGAGUCAAUGACUCGCCACAUAGAAUGCCAAACUUGAAGUCGCAAGAAAUCCUUUACGAGUCAGUUGAGAUAUUUCCUCAUCAAGAAGAUGGCCCUGCAUCCAGAAAUUCCAAUGGCACAGAAGAUUCUCUCAGCGAGGAAGACUUCCUAGGCCUUUCGGACCAUUUUGAUGAUAUAUACUACGAGCUGAGCACGAGUUUUCAUGAGAUAUCAGAUGAGGUUAUUCAAGCAGACCAUGUUUAUUUGAUUGAUCAGAUGUGA